UUUACUGUUAUCUGACCAAUUCAUGCUUGAAUCGUUAGCCUGGGGAUCCUAUUCGUAGCAGAUUCUUUGGGUCAAUCCUUUGCGCUAGCUAGCUAGGCCAAUUACUAGAUGAUUGGAUUUUCCAAAGUCACAGCCUUUAACUAAUUCUGCGAUCCUCUUCUUCAGUAUCUCUCUGUGUCCAAUUUGGGUCUAACUAUUUUUAAGUGAGAUGGAAGAGAGAUAUAAUACGCUAGCUAUGACACCAAUAUCAGAGGAGCACGAGAGAACAUCUCUCCUCAGAGAAGAAGAAGAAGAUGUUAUCGUGGUCGCAAUGGAAGGUCAAAACAAUCACCAAGAUUCUCUACAUUACAAUAAAGUCUACUCUGAAGAUCAACCAAGCUUUGAUAUUCCCGAAACCGCCCAUCAGAUUAGCACUGAUUCAUGGUUUCAGGUUGGUUUUGUCCUCACUACUGGUAUCAACAGUGCCUAUGUAUUGGGUUAUUCUGGUACAAUCAUGGUCCCACUUGGAUGGCUACCUGGUGUACUCGGCUUGAUUAUGGCUACAUGUAUAUCCUUGUACGCGAACUCUCUAAUAGCUAAGCUUCAUGAGUUUGGAGGGAAAAGGCAUAUCCGAUACAGAGACCUUGCAGGAUUUGUAUAUGGUCAGAAAGCUUAUGCACUUACAUGGGCAUUGCAAUAUGUAAAUCUUUUUAUGAUUAAUACCGGAUACAUCAUAUUAGCUGGUCAGGCCCUUAAGGGGGUUUAUGUUCUUUUCAGUGAUGAUCAUAUGAUGAAGCUCCCAUACUUUAUAGCGAUUUCUGGAGUAGUAUGUGCCAUGUUUGCCAUUGGGAUUCCUCAUUUGUCAGCCUUAAGGAUUUGGUUGGGAGUCUCAACUAUAUUGAGUCUGGUGUAUAUUAUUGUAGCAAUAGUGCUGUCAGCUAAAGAUGGAGUCCAGUCUCCACCAAGGGAUUAUGGUAUUCCUGGAACAAAGACGAGCAAGAUUUUCACAACCAUUGGUGCAACUGCAAAUCUUGUUUUUGCAUUUAAUACAGGAAUGCUUCCGGAGAUACAGGCGACAAUUAGGCAGCCAGUUGUUAAAAAUAUGAUGAAAGCCCUUUACUUUCAGUUCACUGUUGGAGUGUUACCUAUGUAUGCUCUUACCUUCAUUGGCUACUGGGCAUAUGGAUCAAGCACAUCAACUUUUCUGCUUAACAGUGUCAAUGGUCCUGUUUGGGUGAAGGCUAUGGCCAACAUUGCUGCCUUCCUACAAACUGUCAUUUCUCUACAUAUAUUUGCAAGUCCAAUGUACGAGUUUCUGGAUACGAAAUAUGGCAUAAAAGGGAGCAGUUUAGCAUUCCGCAAUCUGUCCUUCAGGUUGAUGGUAAGAGGCGGGUAUUUGGGUUUCAGCACUCUUGUCUCUGCAAUGUUGCCGUUCUUGGGAGAUUUCAUGAGCCUAACCGGUGCCAUCAGUACAUUCCCACUCACAUUCAUUUUGGCCAACCAUAUGUACCUUGUGGCUAAGAACAACAAGCUGAAUUCAUUGCAAAAGAUGUGGCAUUGGCUUAAUGUCUGCUUCUUUGGAUGUAUGUCCCUCUUAGCUGUAGUCGCAGCCUUGAGGCUCAUCGUUGUCGACUCCAAAACAUACCAUAUCUUUGCUGAUUUAUAAAUCAAUUAAGCAUUAUUAUUUUCA
Messenger RNA from Impatiens glandulifera, 1669 nucleotides. Its product is annotated as proline transporter 2-like. Bases 209 to 1645 code for a protein of 478 amino acids. The transcript is spliced from 7 exons. Gene Ontology annotation, cellular component: plasma membrane. Lineage: Eukaryota; Viridiplantae; Streptophyta; Magnoliopsida; Ericales; Balsaminaceae. The record is from RefSeq and is a predicted model, not a curated record.